Molecule: messenger RNA, 3209 nt
Organism: Psammomys obesus (fat sand rat)
Lineage: Eukaryota; Metazoa; Chordata; Mammalia; Rodentia; Muridae
Gene: Styk1
Product: serine/threonine/tyrosine kinase 1
Exons: 10
Coding region: 248-1540 (430 amino acids)
Biological process (GO): protein phosphorylation; positive regulation of kinase activity; cell surface receptor protein tyrosine kinase signaling pathway
Cellular component (GO): signaling receptor complex
Molecular function (GO): ATP binding; transmembrane receptor protein tyrosine kinase activity
Source: RefSeq, a predicted model, not a curated record
GGAAGUUGAGCCUGCAAAGGCUUUCCUUGAGGUUAGCACACCUUGCUGUGCCUCGCCUGUCCCUUUCAGUCCCUGACUGGCCAGCUCCAUCUGAAAUCCGAGUGACCGGAGGAGGGACAAGGUAGUUACCUGGCUUCUAGGGUCAGAGGGAAGAAGAGAAUAACACAGUUCUUGGGAAUCCGACCGCACUGUGGCUGUGCUCCGUGCAUCCGCUGGGGGCCUAGCGGAGGAGGCUGGCCCUGUGGCGAUGGGAGAGAAGGGUCACCUGAGCCGGACACUGUUGGAGUGCAGUCUCAGUGACAAGCUGUGUGUUGUCCAGGCACAGCAGUAUGAAAUAAUCAUUGUUCCAGCUCUACUGGUUGGUGGCUUCCUUAUUUUUCUUGCAAUCAUCCUGUGGCUUUUUAUCAGAGGACAGAGAUCCCAGAGGCAGCGCCCUGGACACCGAGGCACUGCCUCUGUACCUGCAUCCAGGGGCCCAAGCCAGGAGGCAACAGAGCAAGGAGAAAAGGUGCUGGUGCCACUUAAGGAGACCUCAGUGGAGAGCUUUCUACGAGCGGUCGCGCCUCCCCUGGCUAAGCUGCAGGUGCCCAGGGAACAACUGUCAGACGUGGAUCUCGAGCAGAUCUACAAUGGCAGGUGUGGGACCCUCUAUCGUACCAGGAUGACCACUGGAGAUCAUGCUAAGCCAAGGAGUGUUGUCCUCAAGGCUUUAGAAGACCCAACUGGACUCCAGGAGGUCCAGGACUUCGUAGGGCGAAUCCAGUUCUAUCAGUACCUGGGGAAACACAGGAACCUGGUCCAGCUGGAAGGCUGUUGCACGGAAAGGCUGCCCCUCCUCAUGGUGCUGGAGGAUGUCGUCCCAGGAGACCUGCUCAGCUUUCUCUGGACCUGCCGCAGGGAUGUGAUGACCAUGGAUGGCCUGCUGUAUGAUCUCACAGAAAAACAGAUAUACCACAUUGGAAAGCAGGUCCUUUUGGCCCUGGAAUUCCUGCAGGAGAAACAUCUGUUUCAUGGGGAUGUAGCCGCCAGAAACAUCUUGAUCCAAAGUGACCUGACUGCCAAACUCUGCCGACUGGGCCUGGCUUAUGAAGUCCACGCUCAUGGGGCCAUCUCCACCGCUCGCGCCAGCACUAUCCCCCUCAAGUGGCUCGCUCCGGAAAGGCUCCUCCUGAGACCUGCAAGCAUCAGAGGAGAUAUUUGGUCCUUUGGGAUCCUGCUUUAUGAGAUGGUGACUCUAGGGGCACCGCCAUACCCUGAAGUCCCUCCCACUGGCAUCCUACAGUAUCUUCAGAGAAGUAAAAUUAUGAAGAGACCCAGCAGCUGCACACAUACCAUGUACAACAUCAUGAAGAGCUGUUGGUGCUGGAGUGAGGACAGCCGUCCCUUACUUGGAGAGCUACGCAUGCGCCUAGAAGCCGCCUCUAGAUCUGCGAAUGACAAGGCUGUGCUGCAAGUGCCAGAGUUAGUGGUGCCUGAACUGUAUGCAGAUGUGGCUGGCGUCAGUGAGGAGAGCCUUUCCUACAGCUAUAGUGUCCUUUGACGAUGCCCCAGACAAGUGACUACAUGGGCGGGAAUGAGUUCCUUCAAGAACACAGCGAAGGAACAUACUAUGAGCCACACAGGGAGGAAAAGGACAUGGAUCCCGCACCUUUCCCGAUACUACAUUUUCCUGUAAAUAUGAAAUGCUGCUGAAUGAGGCUCUACCUCUAUACACAUGUACUCUCAAGCAAAGAAUCAUCAGAAAUCUGUUUGCUUUCCAGUCCAGGGCCUGAGUAUAAGUGGUGGGCAGUCUCAUUCCAAUGGAGGUUUUUAAUAUUUUAUUUAUUUUUAUUAAAAUCCUGGGGUUUUCACAUGUAUAUUUUUGUCUCCCCCCAUUUCCACAUCUGACCACCAUUGUGAAUAUGUCCUAUCAUAACAUUCUAUACAUACUUAAAACCAAGUAAAGGGUGGUGUUCCAUCCUUGAAACCUAAACAGGCAUUUUAGACAACACAUUCUUGGCAAUUGAACCUUGAUAAUGUUUAUCAAACACAGUAGGGAAAGUUCUCACUUUCCAGUAUAAAAAGGACAGCCAGAUAUCAGCUGUCACCAAAAUGAAGUGAGACACAACAUUUCAAACUGUUUAAACCAUUUUCUUAAAAAGGCUUCCUUCCCUGCCAGAGAUCUUGAAUAGCCCAAAGGAGGUUUUUGAAAUCUGCAAUAAUUACUUGAGGGAUAGGGCAAAAGGGCUGGUCCCACCCACCCAAGGUUGGUUUACUACUGAAACAUUCCUUUUAAAUCUAAAAUAUUAAACGGUUCAAAUAAAUCAGAAGGGAAUGAAGGGAUAGAAACCAAACAUGGGGAUUCAUGAGAAAGAAUAUUUCAAGAUUAUUUUUGCUGAGCAAUGUAAGGUGGAUCAAGAUCUCCUUCAAGGAGAAGUCUUGUUCCUUCUAGUGAGGAACUUAAUAUUGAGGAAACAUAGAUGUUAUUCAGUACUAGUCCCUUCUUGAAGAGCUGGAGCAUAAUUACGAGAAAUAAUUCUGAGUUUUUCAUUGAAUGUAGAUACAAGAAUCUCCUUUUAUUGAACUCUGAGAUAGGUGGACCCUGUUUGUACUAAGUUUAAUUAGAAGCAGGAGUCAUUUCAUGAUUAAGAACAUUGUUCAUUACAUUUGCUUGCUAGUUCCUGUAAGACUAAGGAGAAUAAACCCAAAGAACCAAAGUUAGAACCAGUGAUGAAGUGUGUGUCUGUGUAUCUAUGUGUGUGUGUAUGUGUGUGUGUGUGUGUGUGUGUGUGUGUAUGUGUGUAUACAUGUAUGGAUAACAAAUAGAAAGUAUGGAAACCAAGCAAGAAGACUUAAAAACCCAAGAUGGUCAUUCAGCGGUACAGAGAAGUAAUCUGAUAGGGAUGGGUGUCAGCUUCUGCUUUCCAACCAUCCAUCGAGACACUGAGAAACAUCCAUUAAAUUAGUAUUCCUUGACUCGAGGUAGACUUUCAUGGGGUAUAGCUGCCCAAAUCUCUACACUAGGGAGGACAAAAGAAAGUAAAUGGAACUUAGUUUUAAUAGGAAAGUUAAAGAGCCUACAUUGUCUAAAAAAAGAUUCUUUGUGUGCACAAUGAGAAGAUUGCCUUACAGAGUUGGUGUGAGGGUGAAUGAAAAUACAUAUUUGUAUAAUAUGUUGCACAUAAUAUGUUCUCAAUAAAUGUUUCUUUUUCCCCUUUUCUAACUCUGAA